Messenger RNA from Paramecium tetraurelia, 1155 nucleotides. RefSeq lists its product as uncharacterized. The record is from RefSeq and is a predicted model, not a curated record. The transcript is spliced from 5 exons. Lineage: Eukaryota; Ciliophora; Oligohymenophorea; Peniculida; Parameciidae.
AUGGCAGAUGUUCAUUCUUAACGAAAAAGUGUAUAAAAGUAAGCCUACAUCGAUGACCUAUUCACAAAUGACAAUGAACUUGAUGAUGACAAGGAUUUAAUUAAAUAAUACAACACUGCAAAGAGGGAAAGAAAAACUAUUGAAGCGCAUAAACAAUUACUUGACAACAGAGUAGCAUUGUUGAAAUAGGAGGAAAUCAGAACACUAAAAAAGAUAGAAGAGACCCGUAAAAAGGCUUUGGAAAUCUAUUAUCUUAAAAAAAAGAAUGAAGAAAAACUGAAAAAAAGAGAAGAGGAAAAAGAACAAUUGCAGAAGAAAUAAGAGCAAUAAUAAUAAAUUCGAAAAUAGCAAGAGAGAGAGCAUAAAUUAUUAAUUGAAAAACAUAGAAAUGAUAAAGUAUAAAAAGCUUUUAUAAUCAAAUAAUAAACCAGACAUAAUGAAGUUAGGAAAAUGAGCUCUCAAAAAUAAUCUUUAACUACUCUUAAAUAAAAAAAUCAGAUAAUCAGAGAAUCAAGAGAUCUCAAUAGAGUAAAGGAAAGAAUUGUAAUAGAAAAAAGGGAAGCGAUAAGAGAAUAAUUAGGAAAGAAAUUAGAAUUUGAGCAAAAGUUAAAAGAUGGGAAAUAAAAAGAGAUUGAACAAAUUGAAACAUAUGAAAUGGAUUUAUUAUAAAAGUUAUAAAACACUUAAUAAAUGUAAAAAACAGCUUUCGAAGAAUUGGAAUCAGCCUUAACGAUGACAGCUAAGGAAUUUGCAGAAAAAUAUCUUCAACCAAAAUAAAAAGAAGAUUAAAAUAAAGAUCUUUCAAAUUUUAAUACAGAUGAGGAUGGAAUUCAAAAACAUUAAGAUCGUCCAAAUAUGGAUGAAUCUGAUAAGGAUCAAUCUUCUAAAAUAUCUAUAGAACAAAUCAAUGAAAUACAUGAACCAAAUAUACAAAAUGAUUCUAAUAAGGAUGAUAAUGGGGAUUAAACUGAUAACUAAAAUUAAGGAAUCAAGGAACCUGAAAAUAAAUAAGAUGACUAAAAUGACUAAAAGUCUGUACAUGAGGAAGAAGGAAAUUAAAAUUAAUAGAACAAUUAAAAUGAAAUUCCAAACAUAUUAGAUUCUCCUAAAAGUUAAUCAAAAGAAGAUAAAGAGUAAUAAGAGGAGGAAUAAUGA